Molecule: messenger RNA, 673 nt
Organism: Helianthus annuus (common sunflower)
Lineage: Eukaryota; Viridiplantae; Streptophyta; Magnoliopsida; Asterales; Asteraceae
Product: heavy metal-associated isoprenylated plant protein 39
Exons: 3
Coding region: 147-551 (134 amino acids)
Molecular function (GO): metal ion binding
Source: RefSeq, a predicted model, not a curated record
CAUUUCUUCCACAAGUAACCACUCUUUUCCCUUUCACACCUUCCUAUUUUUCUUAUAAAUUACACACAUAAACGCACACUUGAAUUCAAAACAUUCUCUUGAUUUCUUCAACAAUUCAAUACACCUGCUUCCCAUUCUCCAUCAACAUGCCUGAAAGCAAGAAAGUUGUUAUUAAAGUGGAUAUCCAUGACAAUGAAUGCAAAAGGAAGGCUUUAAAGGCGGUUUCGGGUCUUUCAGGGAUCGAUUCCGUAGCUAUGGACAACGACAACAAAAUGACUAUCGUUGGAGACAUUGAUCCCGUAUGUGUCGUAAAAAAGCUUAAAAAAUGGCACACUGUUAUACUCAACGUUGGACCCGCGAAAGAAGAAAAGAAAGAACCAGAAAAGAAGAAAGAAAAUGAAGAUGAUGCGGUAAAGAAGAAGAAGCAGGAAGAAGAAGAAGCCCUUAGAAGAUGGAUAGAAUUUCAUAGUUAUAGGGGAUUCAAUCCGUUACCGCCACAACAAAUAUGUCUUCAUCCUAUAGAAGAUCCCAAUAGUUGUGUUAUCUGCUGAAUGUAAAGAAAAUAUGCAUUAGGUGCAUGUAUACGGGGUUGACUUCGGAUUGGUGAUUAUUAUUAUUAUUUGGUGAUUAUUAAGGAGAUAUAUUUAUUUAAUAAACUUAUCGUUUUGGAAAA